AUACAGACGACCUUGGACUGAUGCUUAGCCAAGUUCGGAUUAUACCACAAAACACUGAGGUGUCAAAGACCACUACAUACGUGUAGAAAAUGUCCCAUAACUGGCUAGUUUAACGAUUUUGAAUGCCCAUUUCUGAUUCUACAUUUUGUGUCAAUUCCCAACACAAACUUUUAACUGUUUACACAGAUUCAGCUCCGAAUUCUCUCUCAGAACUUAAUUGUCCUAAUGUAUUGGACUCAAUUGGUGCCUUUGACCAUGAAGGUAAAAGUAGUCGCAUCUCUAAUUCGGAAGCUGUUGGUAAUUCUUUCGUCACUUUUGAGGUUUCUGAGACCGAAACAUGUGCAAGCAAUUUAUCAGACGACUUUCAAACAGUUCCAGAAUAUUCAUUGCAUAAUGAGGUUUACGUACCAGCAACGUUUCCUAGUACGUUGUGUCGUUAUACAGAUCAGAUAAACACAGAUAAUUAUGGAGAUAUUGUUACUCAGAAUUUGUUAUGGCUAGCUGAGGAAGCUGUACAUGCACCUCUUGAUGUUAUGACGGAAAUUCCCCAGGAUACAAACCUCAUGUCUAAUGUGCACCCGAAUUAUAAAGCAGAUAGUAUUUUAGAAAGUCAUCUUUAUGUCACCCUUCCACCUCAUUCAGAAAUCCUCGGAGCUUCACAACCAUAUUACAGCUUCCAGGAAGAAAACACUACUGAUAAUGGACAGAGUUCUCAGCAGAUCCAUAUGUAUGUCGAUAACACAGCCCAAACCUUUUCAUCAGAGUUGGAAGUAACUUCAGAUUUAGUUCGUGUAAGCGGUUUCACCAGUGAGUCAAAAGACAACACAAUGUCGUGGCCAAACUCUUCUAGUGAAAGCUAUUCCUAUAAUUCUCACUACUUCAAAGGUGCUCCCAAUUUUUCCAUGAACUCAUCUCUAUGUAUUCAUACCGUGGAACCACACGGAGCCAGUGGAGAAAGUUACGUGAAUGGUUUUACUGUAUACCAAGGCCCUUCAAGCUCCGAUGAACUACUUGAUCAGACUUUUGAAUAUCCAGUCUGUGAUUUCUUUCCCACGGACGGUCAUAGUUAUACUUCCUACGACCAUUCUAAACCAUCUUACUAUAAUUCUUUUUCCGAAGGAUUUAGUAGCGCCAUAGUUUAUCCAGAUUGUGAUCCAAACGGUUAUGAAAGUGAACAGCAUGAUAGUAUAUUCGUCUCCAGCUUUCCAGACUCGUUGGUCACACAAGGUAAUACCUAUGUUUCCGCGUAUUUAAUUCCUGAUCAAAACUGCGAUUUUCGUUUAAAGCAGUCAAACAGCUAUCCGGAUUCUACGGUACACGUUCCUUUCUGUACAGCUUAUGAAACAAAUGCAAAUAGUUUUCAAUACAGUAACUCAGUCCAGUGUACACAUGCAUUUGAAUUGCCUUCGGCAACAUUUUUGACCGAUACAGAUCAGCAAUCAGCACGUAAUGCUUCUUCUGUAUACACACCAGCCAUGGUUUAUCCUUGCAGUAAUACAAAGUCGGAAUCGCUUCCUAACAACACGGAGUAUUCAUCUGUGGAAAAUGUCCCAGCCAAGUGUGUACCAGUGAUUCCCCCUAUCAUUUCUGAUAAUAAUAACACAGUCUCCAAAAAAUCGAAGUGGAUUUGUACUCAUUGUUCUUUGAGUUUUACACGUCCAAGUCACUUGGUAGAUCAUUUGCGUAUUCACACCGGUGAAAGACCUUACAAGUGUAUUUUAUGUGGACGUCAAUUCACUCAAGCUUCUAACCUUCGCCGACAUCUCUCAAGUCACAGAGCCUGGCCACCAGUGUCAUUUGUAACUGCUGCUGCAUCCAAUGGGCACCAAAAUUCUGAAAUAGUUCCAAAAAAUACUGAAGUGGUACCUAACUCUACUUCAUGUCGCCAUGUUUCUCCUAAAAUUUGGAUCUGUCGGUUUUGUGAUCAACGAUUUGAAACAUACAUACAACUUCGGGCUCAUAUUGUACAUCAUAAAGACAAGCAGGUUUAUGCAUGUGUAUUUUCUGAUUGCAACUCCUCUUUUUCAUCACCAAACAGUUUAUUAAAUCAUUUGUUAGAAAAACACCGAGUUAACAGGAGUGACAAACUUGCAUGUCAGACUUGCGACCAAAACUUUCACGGUAAUUUCGAUUUUAUUCUUAUGAUGAAUUUUAUUAUAUUCGUUCUUAUUCUUUUUUUUUCGUUCGUUCUGUAUCAUUCCUGUAGUUAGUGGCUUGCGCUCCGAAGUUUCCGGGGUUCUCCUGUUAGUAUGUCAGUUACCGAUAAUUUCGUAUUGGUAGUGUAGUACUUGACCCAUUAACUCGAUAUUACACUUCAUAGCAAUAAGGUUACUGUGAUAGAGGUUAAGUGUUGCACGGGAUUACAGCGUACCUUUUUCUGAGGAAAUCGUAAAAGGGUUUUGGUGUUAUGCAUCAUUUUUGAGAACGUUGUUUGUUAAUUAAAGAAAUAUUGAAUGUUAUAUUGGUGCGGAGGCAACUUCGUAGUUAAAGCACGAAGCUUUCACUCAGUAGAUCACAGAUUCAAACUCUGGUCUAUUUGUCUCACUUCAGAUGUCCGGGUAGCAUCACUGGCUCUCGCAAACAGUGUGGAUCAAAGCUGAGUAAUAUAAAACUGUACAUGAUAAACGAGUCACGUUAUGGUAUGAUAUUCUGUACAAUACCAAAGGACUUCAUACUCUUGUUUCGAAUAUCCGUGUGCUAAGCUAAUAUCCAUGAGUAUUUUGAUAAACACUUGUGUUAACGUUUUUGAAUGUUCUGACGUAAACUUAGGUUAUGACUAUUUAAAUUGUAGAUUUCUCUUAAAUCAGAUUACUAAUCAAUAACUGUUUAUUCAACAAACUAGUAGUCUGAUAGUUAGCAGUAUUGUACCUCCAUUCUAGUGUAACUUUGUCGUUGACGUGCUUUUAGAGAUAACACUCUCCUCAUCUAAAUUUCCAGGGGUUGAACUUCUACCGGGAGAUUCACUUUUUGAACUAGAAUAUGCCGAUGACAUUGUUUUAUUUGGUGAAGACGCUGACAAAAUGCAGUCUUCUGACGUAUGCACGACCACCGACUACCCCGACGUGCGAUGUUUUGUGGUGUGGAAGUAGGUUGGAAGAAAGCUAGGGGCGUCCAAACCAAAACAUGGUACAAAUCCAUGAAGUCACUGACAAGUGGACUGAGCCAUGUUGGUAUGUGUAGACUACCUGGUUGGGAACCGCGAGAUGAUGGCGACCGAUGGUUAGAGACCCUGGAUGACAUGGCUCAAAAUUGUUUGCAAUGGUGCAAGUGCAUCCACUCCUUGUGUUCUCCCAAAUUCUAAUCUUCUGAAUUCUUCAUGUCCCUUGUUUUCUUUCUAAAUUUAUUUCACUGGAUUAUACUCAUUGAAUAAAAUCUUCAAAUGCUAAUCUUUCCAAUUACUGCCUAUACUCUUACUACCUUUACCACAAUGGGAUUUGAAUCGACAAUUGUAUCUGUGUGCUAAUGUGGUAUGGCGACUCGAACUGAUGUACGAACGUAUGUAGUUCUACGUUGUUACGGAUUGACCAUAGAGUUAACAAUAUUUUGUUUUUUAAAUCUAGAAUUAUUUUAAUGCACAGCGUUUUUAAUUUACAAAAAUUUCAUGCUAUAGUAGAAAUUCAAACUGAGAGUUUGUAUUAAAUGUAAACAUCACUGUUCAACAUCAUUGAAAAACUGUUGUAAAAUGUGUUGUUUUAUCCUGCCACGUUUCAAUCUGUACUGUUAAAUGGUUUUUAUUGUGAAAAGACACCACUUACUAUGAAUCGGCUAUUAAAUAGAUUCAGAAGACAUGAAUAUAGUAUAUACUGUAUGUAUAUACAGUAUGUAUAUUGAUAUACUGACUGAUUGCUAGAGCUUCUAAACAUACACCAAUAUAACCUCCAACUAAACCCUCUCAUGUAAGUAAUUUAAACCCAUUAUGUAAUUAUGAUUUUAAAUAUCACAGGUUGUAAGCAGCUGAUGAGAACCAACGAAAUAAGACAAAUUCAUGCUAUUCUGCUAGAAUGUUUGUUCUCGCUCUUUUCAAAAUGAUAAAGGGAACUAUGUGUAUGACACAGCAAUGUUAGAAAAUCUUAGUGGUUUGAUUGCCCGGUUCUUAAAUUACCAAACCAAUCGUUUUUAAAUAUUCUUUAAUAAAAACUUCAAAAACGUCAUCAAUAAACAAGAUAACUUUCUCUUUUUUUAUUAAAAAAAAUGAAGAUUUCUUGCAUCUUGUUAGACACUUGUUGCCUCGACGUAAUGGAUCUAACUCCGGUUGUCCUAUGCUGUAUAUUAGAUC
Molecule: messenger RNA, 4276 nt
Organism: Schistosoma bovis
Lineage: Eukaryota; Metazoa; Platyhelminthes; Trematoda; Strigeidida; Schistosomatidae
Source: the annotation of a GenBank genome assembly